AUGGCGGUCAAGACCAUCGAGACGGCAGACGGCGUGAGGAAGGCGCAGCAGACACUUGGCAGUCUGCGCCUUCGCCAUCAUGAGACGAACGAGAUCAUCCUCAUCCCGACUCCAUCGGACGACCCCAAUGACCCGCUCAACUGGCCACGACCGUACAGAUACUAUCUCGCCAUCCUCCUCUCGCUUGCCAUCUUCUUCACCAACUUCCUGGCGGCGGGCCCGACCGUGUCCAUGGUUGCCGUCACCGAAGACUUCUUUGGGCCGCCCGGCCCCAGCUUCGAGGCCAACGUCGCCAAAGCGUCAUACUUCUUCACCAGCACGGCGCUGCUCCAGGGCAUGAGCAACCUGAUGUGGAUGCCGCUGAUCGUCAAGUACGGCCGGCGUCCCAUCUACGUGACUUCGUUCGUCCUCUACACGGCAUGCGCGGCGUGGGCGGGCGGCGCGACCAGCUACGGCAGCGAGCUGGCCGCACGCAUCCUGAUGGGCGCCGCGUCGGGGGCAUCAGAGACGCUGGCCCCGCUGACCAUUUCCGACAUCUUCUUCCUGCACGAGCGCGGCUCCAUCAUGGCCAUGUACACCUGCUUCCUCGGCGCCGGCGUGGGCGGAGGCAUCCUGAUCUGCGGCCUCGUCAGCAUCAGCCUCGACUGGCGCUACGGCUACUGGAUCGCCGUGGCCCUCAUCGGCAGCGCAACCGUCCUCAUCAUCUUCACCUUCCCCGAGACCGAGUUCGACCGGGCCGCCGCCGUCGUCUCCGACUCGGACUCGAUCCGCGACCUCGAGUGCCGCAAGGGGUCCGACUUCUCGGUCGAGGCGCAGCGCGUCGAGUCGACGUCGGCCGACAGUCCGGCGCGCAGCAGCAGCCACGCACAGCCGCACGCACACGCGCACCCGCCGCCGCCGCCCAAGCGCUCGUUCGUGCAGAGCCUGCGCAUCUUCAGCGGGGUGCACACGCAGGAGUCGCUGGGCAAGCUCUUCUGGCGGCCGGUGGUGAUGCUGGCGCUGCCGCCGAUCCUGUGGGCGACGCUGUGCAUGGCCGUGACCAUCGGCUUCCUGGUCGCCAUCACGUCCAACUUCGCGUCCGCCUUCAGCACCGCCUACGGCUUCGCCCCCUACCAGGCCGGCCUCUGCUUCAUCGCCAGCAUCCUCGGCUCCCUCGCCGGCAUCUUCUUCGGCGGCCACUUCUCCGACUGGGUCGCCGACGCCCUCACCCGCCGCAACGCCGGCGUGCGCGAGCCCGAGUUCCGCCUGCCCGCCAUCAUGAUCAGCGUCGUCACCGGCCCGCUGGCCCUGGUGCUGUACGGCGAGGGCAUCGGCCAGCGCUUGCACUGGAUGUGCGCCACCAUCGGCUUGGGCCUGCUCAACUUCUCCAUCGUGCAAGCCACAAACGUCACCCUCGUCUACACCAUCGACGCCUACCGCCCCGUCGCCGGCGAAGUCACCGUCACGCAGCUAGCCUUCAAAUCCGCCUUCGGCUUCCUCCUCUCCUUCUACACCAACCCGUGGAUCGCCGAGGCGGGCUACGAGCGCGCCUUCGGCGCCAUGGCCGGCAUCGCCGGCGCCGUGCUCAUCGGCUGGGUGCCGUUUUACGUCUUCGGCAAGCGCAUCAGGCACGCCACCUGGCAGUGGGGGUUCGUGCGGCGGCUGGCGCACUGGGAUCAGGAUCGUGAGGUUGGGGAGUGA
This is a messenger RNA of Diplodia corticola, 1680 nucleotides long. RefSeq names its product mfs transporter. Gene Ontology annotation, molecular function: transmembrane transporter activity. The record is from RefSeq and is a predicted model, not a curated record. The transcript is spliced from 6 exons. NCBI's taxonomy places the organism in Eukaryota, Fungi, Ascomycota, Dothideomycetes, Botryosphaeriales, Botryosphaeriaceae. Gene Ontology annotation, biological process: transmembrane transport. Bases 1 to 1680 code for a protein of 559 amino acids.